Molecule: messenger RNA, 873 nt
Organism: Galleria mellonella (greater wax moth)
Lineage: Eukaryota; Metazoa; Arthropoda; Insecta; Lepidoptera; Pyralidae
Product: fatty acid-binding protein-like
Exons: 4
Coding region: 134-547 (137 amino acids)
Biological process (GO): fatty acid transport
Cellular component (GO): nucleus; cytosol
Molecular function (GO): fatty acid binding
Source: RefSeq, a predicted model, not a curated record
GAAGUCAUUAUAAAGAAUUUCUGUAGUAACCUUUAAUUGUAAUACCAGUUAGUCCUUAUCAAUUCUUACGUUAACUUCUUAAGUUGUUACCAGUAUCUUAUGUUGAAGAUGCUAUAAGUAAAGUGGCACGAAAAUGGAUGAAUUCCUGGAUAAAAAAUAUCAACAAACUAAUCAAAACAAUUUUGAGGAUUACCUUGUUUAUACUGGUGUAAACUACCUGGGAAGGAAGAUAGCUUUAACUUUAAAACCAGUACAGAGCUUGCACCGGAAUAAUGAUGGAACUUACACCUUCAGAAUAACAUCUUCGUAUUUCAACUGGGAAAUUGUGUUCACACCUGGAAUCGAAUUUGAGGAAACAAAACCAGAUGGGUCUAAGGUUAGAGCAAAAUUUUUGAUGAAUGACAAUAUAAUGACACAUAUACAAGUAGAUGAAAAUGGGAUACAAUCGAAACAUGUUAUUGAAUUUUAUCCAGACAAAAAUAUAGUGACAACAACAGCGACCGGAUUGGAAAAAGUAGUCACAAGACAUUAUACUUUAGUCUCCUGAAGAUAGAGACUUAAUUACGUUAACUAUUACAUCGUGCUAUUAAAAAUAAGUGAAAAUAUGUAUUGUAUUAUUGUAUGUAAUGUAUCAUUUAAUCUUACAUAUAUUAUUAGUUGUGUUUCGCGGUUUGAUCGUAUAUACAUCAUAUAUACUUUAUUUAUUUAUUACAGAAUCAAUAAUACGAUUUCGCAAAUGGUAAGAUUACUUACUAAGACGGAUAGAUGUAGGUGUAAGUUCAAUCUCAGCUUACUUUGAAAUUUUACUAUUAUUUUUUCGACAAAAUAUUUUAGAUUAAAAAAAAAGCAAAAAAUAAAAUAUGCACAAUAAAU